AUGGAGCAUAUGUACGAUCGAGUUAAUAGACAAAUUGCUAAUACAAUCGCAACAUAUCCGCGUCAAUUCCUUUUUGCAACACUUCUAUUCUCAGUAUUUCUGUCAUUAUCAUUAUUUAAUUCAACUUUAGAGGAUGACAUACGACGCAGCUUUUCACCACCCAAGUCAAGAGCAGCUAGAGAAGAAGAAAUAUACAAGCAAUUUUAUGAAAUUACUACCGCUCCACAAAGAACUUUUAUCAUAUUUUAUGCAAAAGAUGGCGGAACUAUGUUACGUAAAAGUCAUAUGGAGGAAAUGUUUCAAAUAAAUGGAAUAAUGGCUGAUACAUUGAAUAGCACUGAAUAUUUUGAUGUACCAAUCUGUCAUCCGUUUUGUGACAUUAAUACGUCAGUCAAACUUUUCUGGGAUGCAUUAACAAAGCAUGUGAGUAAUAAUGACUACGACAAAGAUGCUAUAUUUGAUUUUCCGAGAUCAACAAUAUUUGGGCAGGAAUUGUUUCUUGGGUCAAACCUGUUCAGUGUACAAACCUCCGGCAAUGUUUCCAAAAUGGCUGGCGAAAAAGUUUUGCUUUACAAAUGGAAAACUUAUGCAUCAUUUUCAGAUCACGUAUUUUCCAAUCGAUCCACGAUAACAAGAGUAGGAACUAUUAUGUUCUGGCACUUGGCCAAUGCUGAUAAUCCACAUAAACUUAAAACUCUUCAAAAUGUAACAGUCACAUUAUUCGAAAUGUCCAGAAAGCGAAAUACUAGCAAAUGGAUUAAUUUUAAUAUUUUCGGUGAUGAAAUUGCAAACCGUGAAAUGAUCCAAGGCGCUUAUGAAGCAACGAAACUAAUGACACUCGGAUUUAUUUUGUUACUCUGUUUUGUAUUCCUUGUUAUGUGGCGCAAAAUGGAAUUACGUCUUCUUCCUUCCGUUGUUUUUGCUACUGUAUUUUCACCACUUCUGGCUGCCAGCUCAUCCUUUGGUAUUAUUUCCUGGCUACGAUUACCCAUUUAUUCUAUGAUGUGUAUCACACCAUUUCUGGUUCUUGGAAUUGGAGUGGAUGAUGCAUUUAUUAUGAUCCAAGCAUGGUCUCGUCUAAAGUCCAUAACAUCUCGAAAUGAGAGAUUGGCACAAGUUUUUGUCGAAAUUGGACCAUCAAUUAGCAUCACAUCUAUAACUAAUCUGAUUGCUUUUGGUAUUGGUUAUUUAACGCCAACACCACAGAUGAGCUUAUUCUGUCUAUGCACAUCAUUCGCUUGUUUAUUUGAUUAUAUUUUCUCAUUUACACUUUUAGCACCAAUUCUUUAUUUGGCUGAUAAAUCAGAGAAUGAUUAUGUGAUAGUGGAAAAAGUAUCAAAAAAUGAACUUGGCGAAUAUUGUCUGACAAGUUAUAGCAAACUGAUAUGUUCGUGGAAGGGUAGAGUUAUUACAGUAAUCGUGCUAGCGAUAUUAUACUCCUUGACGUCAAUAGGAGUUAUGAAAAUGAAAUCAACUUUUGAACCUGUAAAGGCAUUUCCGUCUGAUUCGAUAUCUACAACUUCAUUUGUUGUCCUUCGGCAUGUUUUCAAUGAAUUUUUUCCACUUCAAAUUGUCAUUAAUAAGCCACCAAACAUUAGCGAUUCAACAGAAUACAAUGAGUUUUAUGAUAUGAUAAGAAGUUUGGAAGCGGUACCCAACAGUUAUGGAUCAAAUGGAACGAUCACCUUUUUGAAAACAUAUGAAGAAUUUGAUCGUAAAAUAUACAAUUUCUUUAAUAUGUUAGGUGUAGGAGGUCAGAAUGAUUUCACGCCAUCAUAUGAUAAUUUACCGAUGUUUCUGGAUCACAUCCACAAGUCACCAUUCAUCAAAACGAGGGUCGAUGAAAAAGGUGAACACAAGUUGGUAUCAUUCGUAAUUACAGCAACUGCGCGAAAUAUGUCUGAAUGGUCCAACCGUGCUGAAUAUGUGGAAGCAUGCCGUGCAGUUUUCCGUAAUUAUUCACGUUUCAACGCCACUGUCUAUGAUGGCGAUUCGGCAGUGCUGGAUUUGAUACUUACUGCGAAAAAGGAUCUUAUUGGAUCAGUUACUGUUACAAUCAUUUGCAUGGCAACUGUUUGCUUAUUUUUCAUUGGCAGCAAAAUUGGCGUACUAAUUAUUACUUUCACGAUCUCAUCCAUUUGUUUUUCAUUAGUUGGUUCGUUGUCAUGGUGGGGAGCAGAUAUGGAUCCCGUAACAAUGGUCGAUGUACUUAUUGCCACUGGAUUUAGUGUUGACUAUACCGCUCAUAUUGCUUACAAGUUUUACAAACUCACUGGUAGUCGGGAAGAGCGAAUUAAACAAAGUUUCCGCGAAAUGUGCGGUCCCAUGCUCCAGGCCGGCAUAUCAACGAUACUUUGCAUGUUACCGCUUAUCUUUGUUCCAACUUAUGCAAUUUUAGCAUUUGCUAAAACAGUCUUUCUGGAUGUAGGUUUGGCACUGUUGCACGGACUUUUUAUACUACCUGUUUUACUGCUCACCUCAUGUCGUGAUAAUCGGAAAGAAACCAACGAUAACAAAACAAUGAUGAAAUCCAGAAUGAUGAAUAACGAUAUGAAUAAUGACUAUCUGUUAGAGAAAUGA
Messenger RNA from Acanthocheilonema viteae, 2580 nucleotides. The record is from the annotation of a GenBank genome assembly. Lineage: Eukaryota; Metazoa; Nematoda; Chromadorea; Rhabditida; Onchocercidae.